Molecule: messenger RNA, 1316 nt
Organism: Odontomachus brunneus
Lineage: Eukaryota; Metazoa; Arthropoda; Insecta; Hymenoptera; Formicidae
Gene: mdlc
Product: E3 ubiquitin-protein ligase RNF113A
Exons: 6
Coding region: 35-1009 (324 amino acids)
Biological process (GO): snoRNA splicing
Cellular component (GO): U2-type spliceosomal complex
Molecular function (GO): metal ion binding
Source: RefSeq, a predicted model, not a curated record
ACAGACGCUGGUGGAUGGUGUUUACGAAACAAACAUGGAUGACGCAGUGCAGCAGUCGGAGAAGAAGAACUGCACUUUUUUAUUUAAAAGGCGCAAAAUCCGGAGCAACGCUACAAGAAAACGGAAAGAGGCAGACAGCAAUGACGAAAGCAGCGAGGAUGAGACCAUGGUGGUUAAGAAGGAAAAGAAACAAGAUGAUAACAAUCCUUUGAUACAAAGUACAAAUGUGAAGAAACAACAAGAAAAGACUAGUUAUGGUAAUGAUAGCGAGGAUGACAGUGUGACUGUUUCGUACAAAAGCAGCAGGACUGCUCUACUAGCUGGUCCAAGUGAUCAAGGAGCAACAGCUAUCCUAGAAACAGAAACAGAGAAAGAUAGGGAUGCUCAAGCACUAUUUGAGAAAGCUCAGAAGAUAAAUGAGGAACUAGAAGGAAAGGAGGAUGACAAGAUUUACAGAGGCUUGAAUAAUUAUGUACAAUAUUAUAAGAAACAAGAUACAGCAGCAGGAAAUGCAUCUAGUGGAAUGGUACGCAAAGGACCGAUCAGAGCACCAUCUAAUCUCAGGGCAACAGUGAGAUGGGAUUAUCAACCUGAUAUAUGCAAAGAUUACAAGGAAACUGGUUUUUGUGGUUUUGGAGAUAGCUGCAAGUUUCUUCACGACCGCUCAGAUUACAAAUUGGGAUGGCAAUUGGAAAGAGAAGCUGCCAGUGGAGAAUACAACAGUGGAGAUGAGGAUGAGAAGAAGUACGAGAUUGACAGUGACGAAGAUAACCUGCCGUUCAAAUGUUUUAUUUGUCGAGAGAGUUUCACAGAUCCUGUUGUAACAAAGUGCAAGCAUUACUUCUGCGAAAAAUGUGCUUUGGAGCACUACAGAAAGAGUACACGAUGUUACAUUUGCAAUGUUCAAACUAACGGUACUUUUAAUCCAGCGAAAGAACUCAUUGCUCGAACGAAAUUGGAGGAUAAAGAACAGCCGGCCGCAACAAGUGAGGACUCCAGUGAUGAUUAAUAAAAUUAAUUCCAGUCUUCACACAUAAAUAUAGCGAUUCUGUCAUCAUACAUGUGAUAUCUAAUACACAUGUUAUAAACCGUAAUAAUUUUGACACACAAAUUGCCUCAGGCGGAUCAUCGACAUUAUUGUAGUUUCCGCAGAAUGAUAAACGGUGAGUGAACGAUCCGGCAACUUCCAGACGAUAUUUCGGCGCUUUUCCUUUCAACUUGGCAAUGUCUUUCGCGGAAAAGCGUCGAAUUUGUAUCAUAAGUGCUUCGGACCAAUAAAAACACCGACAUGCGUAUCCUCUACGUGACGAGCAUUA